AUGUCCGCCGCUAAAAGACCAGCCUCAGAUGCUGACGCAUCUUCGGCUUCAUCUUCGGCCCCAAAGAAGAUCGACUCCAAAGGCGUCGCCCAGCUAAAGCCAGAAUACAUUGUCCUCAACGACCAGCCCUCAACCGUGCAGUACGACGACGAAGAGUCCUCGUCCUCCCGUCUAGACCUCGACGCCCAGCAAAACGGUAACGGCAAGGGCAAAAAGAACAAGAAGUCAAAACAAAGAGGCCAAAACAAAAACCGUGACAACAGACAGGCAAGGGAACAGAACGCGUUAUGCUCCAAGUUCGUGUGCAACGUCAACGCUACGUGUCCGUUCGGUGACAAGUGCAGGUACGUGCACGACGUUAAGCAGUACCUCGAACACAAGGCACCAGAAAUCAAGUCCGAGUACUUCCCAGUGUGUCCCGUGUGGCAGUCGCUUGGCUACUGUCCAAUGGGGUACAAGUGCUGCUUCUUGUCCUCCCAUUGCAACCUAGAGACCCUUGAAUUGAACGAAGUACAGGACCCAGACACUAAACAGAAGCUCUACGACGCAAACCACGAGAUCAACCACAUCGACGGUGAAAGGAAAUACGAUUUGAUCAAGAAACGCUUCCCCUUCACCAAGAGCGAACACAUCCUAGAGAUCAUCGACGCCAUGCAGCAGGAAAAUAGAGAUUCGAUGGCCGAGGCAGAAGCCGGAGCUAAGGCCAGAGCCAAGGCUAGAUCUGCUGCGCAGCAAGACGCUGAAACUCCUGCUCCAACAGAAGCUGGAGAAGCUCCAGCAGCAGAAGCUCCAGCAGCAGAAGCUUCACAACCUCAGCUCUCCCCACAAGCACUAGAACAAAAAUCAAAAGCGGACCGCAAGAGAGAAAGACAACGGGAAUUGUACCUCCAAUACCGCGACACCCGCUACUUCGCACAAGAAAAACGUAAGCUAGACCUCCACCACAAGAAAAUCGUCUCCCCAUUGACCACCGUCGGAAACCUCCCUUACCGUCGUCUAAUGCGCAAACUCGGUGCGGACGUUACUUAUUCAGAAAUGGCCUUAGCGGUUCCGCUCAUUCAGGGUACUAACUCAGAAUGGGCUCUUCCGAAGGCUCACUGCACCGAAUUCCCGGGAUUCGGUGUCCAAAUCGCUUGCUCAAAGACUUGGCAAGCAGCAAAAGCAGCAGAAGCCAUUGCUGCAAACAUCUCGGGCGUCAGCGAAAUAAACUUGAAUAGUGGUUGCCCAAUUGAUCUUCUAUACAGACAAGGAAGCGGAAGUGCCUUGUUAGACAACCCUGCAAGAAUGAUUCGUUGUCUAAACGGUAUGAACUACGUCUCAAACGAUAUCCCAGUCACAGUAAAGAUACGUACCGGUACCAGAGAGGGCCAUCCAAUUGCCCUAUCCAUCACCAAGAGACUGGUCAUGGAAACUGACGUCGCCGCUAUCACUUUGCAUGGUAGAACUAGACAACAGAGGUACACCAAACUGGCUGAUUGGGACUACGUCGGAGAAGUAGCCAAUGCCGUUAGAACCUAUGAAGCAGAAAAGCAAGAAAACAAAGAGCUAAGAGACGGCCAAAAACUACAAUUCGUCGGUAAUGGUGACUGUAAUAACUGGGAAGAUUGGUACAAGCAUUUGGAAAACGAAAACAUCGACAGUGUCAUGGUAGCGCGCGGUGCCUUGAUCAAACCAUGGAUCUUUGAAGAAGUUGACGCCAAACAAUACUUGGACAAAUCCUCUACCGAAAGACUCGAAAUUUUGAAGGACUACGCCCAAUUCGCCAUGGAUCACUGGGGUACAGACCAAUUUGGUAUUUCGCAAUGUCGUAGAUUCUUUUGCGAAUUUAUGUCUUUCUUCCACAGAUACGUGCCAAUGGGUAUUUGCGAAAGGUAUCCUGUCUUAUUGAACGAGAGACCACCAAAUUGGAAGGGCCGUGAUGACCUUGAAACUUUAUUAGGAUCUGCCGAUUCUAAUGACUGGAUCAAAUUAUCUGAACUCUUCUUCGGUAAGGUCAACGAUGAAUUCGUUUUUACUCCAAAGCACAAGAGUAACUCUUUUGCUCCCACUACUAACUGA
Kluyveromyces marxianus DMKU3-1042 is the source of this 2058-nucleotide messenger RNA. RefSeq names its product tRNA dihydrouridine synthase DUS3 (gene DUS3). Gene Ontology annotation, molecular function: metal ion binding; RNA binding; tRNA dihydrouridine synthase activity. Gene Ontology annotation, biological process: tRNA processing. NCBI's taxonomy places the organism in Eukaryota, Fungi, Ascomycota, Saccharomycetes, Saccharomycetales, Saccharomycetaceae. The record is from RefSeq and is a predicted model, not a curated record. Bases 1 to 2058 code for a protein of 685 amino acids. The transcript has a single exon.